This is a messenger RNA of Ectocarpus siliculosus, 2148 nucleotides long. NCBI's taxonomy places the organism in Eukaryota, Phaeophyceae, Ectocarpales, Ectocarpaceae. The record is from the annotation of a GenBank genome assembly.
AUGGCCAGGAAGGCACCGGCCAACGAUUUGGAGAUUGGUGGAUCAAGCAUGAGCGGCCGAGCCAAGAACCCCGGCAUCCAAACUAUCAGCCCCAAAGAGCCAAACAGCCGAGACAAGACAGGAUACAACAUCGAAGCUCGCGCUGCUGCGGAUGCCUUGGGCAACAUGCAGGAGGCUUCGCCGCAGGAGCUACAGGACAUCCAAGAUCUGAUGAGGCUGAAGGACACGGACCCUGACCAGUUCGCGGAGUACGUGCAAAUGGCCGCGGAUGCUGCCAAGCUAGCCGAAGAGCGACCAGACGUCUUCGAGCAGCUCAUGCGAGGCGACGGAGCAGCAGGGGACGAGGAUUUGACCGCCGCCCAGGCGGAGAAAAGGCGGGCCAUGGAUGCAGCGUCUGAGCUAACCGGCGCCAACAAGAGAAAAGGCGACAGCAAGGACGGUGUGGACAUGGACAUCAAUCUUCCCGGCGGGGCCAAGCUUGGCGCUGGGGGAGUGAAGGACAAAACGAACGGCAUCGUGAUUUCACCACGGCCUGGUUUCGUUAUCAAGACGAAGUUGGUUGACAAGGGCAUGAAGGUGUUCGUCAACGUUUGCCAGCACGAGCGCAUCGGCGAGUCGAGCAUGGUCAAGAAACUAGACAAGGAAGGCCAAGAGGUGGAGGGCUUGAACAUCCCGAUGAGUGUAGGACCUCCCUCCGUAGACAAGGACAACGCCGGGCUAGAGUGCAUCGUGUAUGACGUCAUCAUCAACCCAAAGACUAUCGAAGAGUGUGGCGCGGACAAAACCGGUGGUCAGCGGGAUUGGGUGUGCCACUUGGCGAUGCAGUCCGUCAUGUCCAAGCACGACUGCCGGCUAGACCCCAAAUACAAGCUGCCGAAGUUAACCUUCAAAGGCAACAAAGAAGAGGGCCCGGCGAAGCAGAGGAUCAGAGACGACUCUGCCAGGCCACAGAUAAGGGAGCUCCGUGCAGGCGGCGGCAAGGACCAGGCUAAGGGGGGGUCUACUGCCGGCGACGGUAAGGGCGGGAUGCGACCGGCAGCUGGAGGGUCAGCGAAGAAACGAGCCUCGACCAUCCCGGUGACAGCGCUCAAGUCGACCGUGACGGCCGUUUGGUCUCGUGGUGGUGGAGAGAGUACGGAAGAGCGCGAGUCCGAAGUCAGCGCUACAUCUCUGGAAGACACGGUGCGAAUACCUCCGGAGCAUUGGCCGGACUCGCUGGUCGUGACUGCCGCUGGGCUGAGAACGGACGCCCUCGCCCCUGAUGCUCUCGACAAGAUCGGAGUCGAAGCAUCGGCGUACGAGGUCACGUUGAAGGCACCGGGCCAUCUUCCCUUGCAGGUCCGACUGCCCUACGCCGCACUCCCAGCCACGGCAUCCGCCAAAACAAACAGCCACGAGGGCACCCUAGCCGUCAGCAUCGAUGUCGACAAUUCAGACCUCACGAAACAAGCGGACGUCGGGUCCAAGCCGUGGCUACUCUCGAGCGCGCUUGAGGGCGGUGGCGAGCGAAAGACAGGGCGGGCGUCAGGGGGAGGAAGCGCAACGGCGUCUAGCUCUGCAGGAGGCGUGAAGGGCUCGGAAGGCGGCGAUGAUGCUCUGCCGGAGGAUCGCUUCCAUCUCAGGCUGCCGGCGGGGGUAAACCAGUACACUGGAGCCGCGGAGGGAGACGAUGCGGACAGCAACCACGACCUCCUACCCGGGGGAGUAGAUCGAAACCAAGAAAAAGAAGAAGAGCCGAUUGGCGAGGGAGAAAGCCUGCCCGAGGAGCGGUUCCACAGAGCUGACAUCGUCUCGCAGCACAUGAUCGACACUCGCGAACAACAACGGAAAGAGAAAAUUGACCGUGCGGAAAAGGAGCGAGAGGCCAGGAAGAAGCAGCCUCAAGACGACGGAGUAGAAUACGUAGACUUCGACGACUAUCGCGCGGGGGGCAAGUUGGGCCCGCCGGCGGUGCCCCCGCAACCACCAACCGGCGCCGAAGACGUCCAAGACGCUGCUGAAGAACAAGACCCGGAACUCUCGCGAGACUUGGCGGCUGCCGCGCGAGUAUUGAGCGAAGCAGUUAAGGAGAAGGAAAAGGGUGGUGAUGAUGGUGCGCCCGUGGGGAGUCGACUGUCGUCGACAUUCUGGGCGGAGUUACUGGACUGA